Meleagris gallopavo (turkey) is the source of this 4295-nucleotide messenger RNA. The record is from RefSeq and is a predicted model, not a curated record. NCBI's taxonomy places the organism in Eukaryota, Metazoa, Chordata, Aves, Galliformes, Phasianidae.
CCUGCUGUAGGGAACUGAUUUAGCAGGAGGUUGAACUGGAUGAUUUCCAGAGGUUCCUUCAACCUCUACGAUUCUGUGAUUCUGUGAAAUCUCAAAAUAAGUGCAUUUAAAAAUAUAAACUGAUCUAAGUGAUGGAGUUAGAGUGGGAUCUCAUAUUUCUGCCUGCCCUAUGUUUAAAAUGGUGAAGUAAACGUUGUUUGCUGGUCCCUGCAGGAAGGCAGUCAGACAGAGAUGCUGUAGCACUCGGGUGUGCAUUGUGUGACCUGGAAUGGGGUCCUUGUGACCAGGAGCCCAGGAAGAGACUGAAGAAGCAGCCAAGGCAUGUAGCUCUUUGUCACCAGGGAGGGGAUGCUGUGAAUAAUUUGAAGUCCACCCAUUUUGCCACCCAUGGCCGUCUCUAUCUUCUCUCAGGAUGUUGCUGAGUGCACGUGGACCAGGAAGAGUUUAUGAGGCACUUCUUACUGUAUUUGAAGACCGGAAUGUCCCCAGAGAGAGCAAAGCAUAUAAAAAAGGGGAAGCCGUGGUGCAAUCGAUCAGUUGGUCGCUUGUUGGUCCUGUGGACGCAGCUGAGAUGAUGGCCACUUGCUUGCUCCUCUCCAGCCUCUGGGCCCUCGCCUCAGGCUCUGUGCAGGUGAUGCACAAAAAGGUGCAGUCGGUCCAGGCAGGCGGAAAUAUUACUUUCUCAUGCCAGUCAGUCACGAACGAAGAUGUAAUACAAGUGACCUGGCAGAAGGAGAUGGAUGGGGCUGAAGACAACAUAGCAACUUACAGUACAAUGAAUGGCCAAAAGAUAGCAAAGGGCUACGAAGGCCACGUGAGCUUUGCCCACAGCAGCCUGCAAGCCUCAGCCAUCUCCCUUCACCGAGUCACCCUGCAAGACGAAGGAUGCUACAAGUGCAUCUUCAACACCUUUCCCUCGGGAGCUGUCACUGGCAGGAUGUGCCUCAAGGUUUACGCUAUCUCAGACCCCAAAGUAGAAGCCAAGCUUAUACCCAGUCCUGACAAAGCUGAAGUCUCUGAGGUAGUGGUGGGGAUGAGCUGCUCAGCAACAGGGAAGCCAGCUCCAAAAAUCACCUGGCACCUUCCUAGCACCCUGCUGCAGAAACCAAAGGAGUACCACAUCAAGCUCAACAACCAGACCAUCACUGUCAUCAGCAACUUCACCCAUGCCCACUCCAAAAUCCUCAAGGAGUACCCCAUUGCCUGUGUGAUCCAGCACCCAUCACUAAAUGUGACCCUGUCCCUGCCCAUGGACAAUCUGACACAAGGUCAGGACAGUAUCAUGGCACCAACCGUGGCCAUUGUUGUGGGGGUGCUGGUCCCUCUGAUAUUCCUUCUCGUCUUCGUGUUGCUCCUUUGCUGCUGCCAGAGACACCUUCGUGAUCCAGAGAGAAACCCAGCGUGGCCUUGCUGGGUAGGUCUGUGUUCCCUCGCCGAGGAACAGCAAAGUUCAGAUGGGAACCAUACCUUAUACCACUCUUCUGCUUGGCUAGGCCAUGCUUUCAAGGAUGUGUUUUGAACAGGAGGGGGGAUCUUGAAGAGAAGCAUGCCACAGUGCAUUGCUCAGGAUGGGAAAUGCAGCCACAUGUGACCCUACUGGGUUCUGUGAAGGAUGACAGUUCUAAACCAGAGCAGACCCAGUUGGAUGCUGCCACGUGACUAAGUCCUGUUUUGUGCUGAUGGCACCUCAGCCUCUCUGCAGAAUAUGCCUGAGGCAUGCACCUUUGCCUUUAAUUAAUGUUGUGGAGAAAAAAUAAGGCAGUGGCAGGAAGUACAAUGCAUUUCUUCCACUGAUGCUAUUUUUCUAAAUCCAAGCUGAGGUCUACUAAGGGAGCUGCAACGGGAAAGGCCCUGUCUACCGUGCUUGAGCACCGACAGACACAAAGCCCCAUUUGGUAUUGCAAGCAGCCCAAGUCUGAACCCCUGCACUUAAAACAUACAUAUAUUUUUCAAAAAGUGAAAUAAAACAUCUCUUCUGCUAGGUCCUUGCUGUUUGUGCCAAGGAGAGAGCAUGUGGACAGUACAUGCUUACUGGCAAGCGGGCUACCGCUGCAGUGCCCAACACAUGAGCUCCUGCAUGCCCUACAUGUGGACAUCUUGGACUGUCACGUAGACCUGCUGUGACAUCACACCAAAGGAAAUAGAGGGGGAAAAAAAGAAUGUUAUGAUACGUAUUUAUUUUCUUAGACAACUUCAUUCCGUUUUGUAGGAGAAAAGCUGUGAAUUAUUUAUUUAAGACUCUAAGACUGUUGGCUUGGCUGCGUGGGUCUGUAAUGCAACUUGUGGUUGGCAUUUUCUGUGCUGUAUUUAUUCUUUUCCCAUCUUUCAACAUCCCAGGCUCCAAGCGGAAUAAGGGUUUCCUGAGGCAGUGUGGUAUUUUGUGGAGCAGUGAUUUAGGAGGUGCUGCUUCAGGUAGAGGGAAGCAGCAAGUGUGUGGAACCUGCUGACAUUACUGAGAGCUGCCAGGAACCUUCUCCCCAGCGGGCAUGGGAGAUGGAGCAUGUCUGCAGCUGGAUCAGACUUGUAACCCUGUCGGCAGACUCCAAGCCAUCAGACACCAGAAAGUUACCACCCUUUCCUAGAAAGUUUUUUAAAGGCAAAGUGAAGUUUCCUUCUCCUUCAAUGGUUUCCACGGCCAAUUUUUCAUUUCCUUAAUCUAACACAGUUGCCUCCUGUUUCCACAUAAUCACACCUGCCUGGGGGGAAGAGGUGGAGGAAUUUAAGGAGUGUUCGGAAGGGUAUUAGGCAGAGCAGUCCUCCCUUUACUCCUGUCCUCCUGGCUCCAUGCAGCAAUUGUAUGCUAUCUGGUUUUUCCCUUGCACAUCUACUUCAUGUGUACUUCCCAGAUGAAGCAGGUUGUGUGGAGGCCGACAAGCUGAGUCAAGUGAAAUGAAAGAGAGUGGGUGAGCUGAGAAUGAAUAAACCCACUUCUUGUCAUAAAAAGCUUUUAUAGAAUCCCUAAUGCUUAGUAAUAGCUGAUCUGAUGAUUGCAAGGAAAGGGGAACCAGCUACAGACCAGCAGCUCUUGCAAUUGGGAAUUUUUCUUUUGAGCCCCAUAACUGUCAAAGGAGGAAACCUGAUUUUUUCCAAACUUCCCCACAACUGCAAUUUAAGUUUCCUCCACACCUGUAUGGAAAGGGGCAAGGAAGUGAAGCAGACCUUCCCAGAGAGUAUUUUGUAUCCAAUGGGUUGCAGGCAAAAGAGCACUACUCCAGGGUUCUUGGGCUGUGUUGUAUCAGAGCUCUCUGCUCAAUACGGUCCACACUUGGCCUUCAGGGGUUGGGUUGUUUUUUUUCUAAGAAUUGUUAAGGUUGUUUUUAAGAGAAGAUACUACAAAUAUUUGGAUUGCUGGGCUUUUAUUUCUUUUUAAAUUUUUUAUUAUUUUAUUUUUCUUUUUUAUUUAUUUUUAAAUAAAAUAAAGGGAAAAAAGAGAAAGAUCUAUUGCAGACAUGGGGAGUCUGGACAUGGGAAUGAAAAAAAUUUUCAGAAAGACGAUGAAAAGGCACAAAGCUAACAAGAAACCCUUAUUAAGCAUAUGGAGAAAUAUGUUUUUGUUUUUUACAAGUUGAUCUAGAAUGGGAAAAGAACAGAGUUUGAAGUAAAGAAAAGGCCUGCUUAUGUGUGUUUCUGACUUUUGCUCUUUAGCCGAAUGUUGAAUUGUGAAGGGCUUUUGUAUGUUCUCCUUACUGGUGCAACAGAACUAGAGGCUGAAUGAAAAGGGAGGAUGUAGAGGCAUGAUACUCUGCAAAAAAAAAGCAUGUUAUUCAUCUAUUUGUUUUUUACAGCAUUGGGAUGAGAACACCAAAACGAACGAGAAAGGUAGAACAUUUAAAACCAGUACACAUAUUUGCCUUCAUAAUAUACAAAUCCAUCAGCUGAAAUACAGCACCAUAAAAUACUGUAUGCUACUGUUAUUGUGUUUGGCUUCAUGUAGCAAAGAGCUAAAUGCAGGCAUCCAGGCGAUGUACAAUGAACAAUGUCAGAUGUGAAAAGGACUAUAAAAUAGAUAGAAACCACCUUUGAGAGAACAAACAAGCAUGUGACUGGAGGAGAUGAGGGUUUUACUGUGGGUGACUAAGAUCCUAACUGUUGUUUUGAGGUUUCUUUACGAUUAUCUUGUGCUUAUGUCGUUUGUCAAGUUAUCUCUGUGAACAAUUUCAUAGUUAAACUCCAGUGCUUCAGACGGGUUUAUUCAUAUCUUUAGUAUUUGUUUUAAUAAACAGCAUGUAGAGUAUGAAAUGCUGCAAAUUUCAAUUGGUUUAGAGAAACAAAAAUAAAGCUCGUCACAACUUCAA